UGACAAAACAAAGAUGUCGACGCCCUAUUCUCACAUGUUUUGAUAAAGUUGCUAUACAUUUUGUUGUUAUUUCUUUGUAAGCAGAUUUAAAUUCUCGUGCCUACUACAUUAUUCCAAUAUGAAGUCGGGAACUGCACUGAUAUAUGAUGAGGAGAUGACCAAAUAUAAACUUCUGUGGGUUGACCCAGCAUGUAAGAUAGAGGUUCCUGAACGCCUUACUGUGAGCUAUAAAGCUCUGGAAGAGAAUGGCCUUGCCCAGCGUUGUGUCAAUGUGCCUGUGCGCCAGGCCACUGAUGCAGAGAUUCUACUGGCACACAGUGAAGAGUAUCUGGAGGCUGUCAAGAAGACCCCUCACAUGACCCUGGAAGAGCUGAUGACCUUUACCCAGCAGUAUGGAGAUGUCUACUUCCACCCAAACAUCUACCACUGUGCCAAGCUGGCUAUAGGUGCCACACUCCAGCUGGUGGACAGUGUGCUGACAGGGAAGGUGAGGAACGGCAUGGCGUUGGUCAGACCUCCAGGACAUCACAGUCAACGUAGUGCUGCUAACGGCUUCUGUGUGUUCAACAAUGUAGCUAUAGCAGCCCACUAUGCUAAAAAGCACCACAAUGUUAAAAGGGUGCUAAUUGUGGACUGGGAUGUACAUCACGGACAAGGGGUGCAGUACAGUUUUGAGGAUGACCCAAGUGUCCUCUACUUCUCCUGGCACCGCUAUGAGCACCAAGACUUCUGGCCCAAACUUCGAGAGUCAGACUAUGACAGUGUAGGCAAGGAGAAAGGAGCUGGCUUCAACAUCAAUGUUCCCUGGAACAAGGUUGGUAUGGAAAACAGUGACUAUCUGUCAGUCUUCUUUCAUGUCCUCCUACCUGUGGCAUACGAGUUCUGUCCAGAUUUGGUAUUGGUGUGUGCAGGGUUCGACUCGGCCAUAGGUGAUCCAGAGGGACACAUGUGUGCCACCCCAGACAUAUUUGCCCACCUCACCCACCUCCUCAUGUCCCUGGCUGGGGGUAGACUGUGUGCAGUGCUUGAGGGAGGGUACAACCUGACCUCUCUCGCCCAAUCAGUAUGCCAGACGGUCCAAACCUUGCUCGGAGAUCCCGCCCCCCAACCGUCAGAGCUGAUUGGCCCCUGUGAGAGUGCUCUGGAGUCUAUUCAGUGUGUCAGGGCAGCACAUAAGCCAUACUGGGACUGCCUCAAACAUGCAGAGGCUCCACCCAUCUCUGAGCCCAGUACCAAACGCUGUAAACAGACAGAGGGAGAAGGAAACGGGAAGGCAGAAGAUGGAGAGAAGGAGGAGGAGAUGGUUGUCUGGCAAGAGUCUCCAUUGAGGCUGGUCCCUCCAUCCCGUACAGCUGCAGUACUGCCAGCUGAGGUGAAGCCUCUGGAGGGAUGUGAUCUGCUGGAACCCUCCCUGGCUCCUGCAGCAGACAUACUGCAGACACUGAGGAAUGACCUUUUUGAAAAAUCUGUGGAUGAAGCAUCUCUCAAGACCCUUUACAGUGUUAUUACUCUUUUUGAAAAAAUGAAGAAAAAUGAGAUUCGGAAUGGUUUGGCGCUGGUUCCUCAUGUUCCCGUGGCAAUUUCAUGUGCUGUUAAGCAUGCUGCUGAGUCACUUACCAACCGGGUCCUAGUGGUGUUUGUGGGGGAGGAGGACGUCACAACCUACAGCACAGAAGAGGGGAAAAUGCUGUUCGUGCAGAUAAGCAGGGGGCAGUCAGGAGAGCAGAAAUCCCAGUAUAAAGUCUCUGUGUGUCUGAAAAAGUCUCCACCAGAGGACCGUAGUGACGUAGCCGGGCUCAUGCAUGCAGUGCUGGGCCUGCUCCUGCCCCUGGCCUACGAGUAUGACCCUGGUCUGGUCCUGCUUGCCCGAUCGCCUGGCUGUGGGGUAGGGGAGGCAGCCUGGGCCCAGCUCACCAGCCUGCUCCAGGGGCUGGCACAGGGGCACACACUGGUACUCUUACAGGUGGGGGAGGAGAAGGCUCUAAGGGGCACCGCAGCCUCUCUUCAAGGGGACCCUGUGCCCUCCUUGGGCCCCCUAGGACCCCCCCCACCUGAAGAUGUUGAGGCAGUAGAGAGACAGAGACAGAGGCUGCAGACCAGCUGGAAGCUACUGCAGACCACAGCAAUAUCAGAAAAAUGACCCAGGGACCAAGAUGACCACGUUCACACCUGUGAUUUACAACCAGCAAGAUCCUACAUUUUCAAUUUUGAUACAGUUUUCAUAAUGUGUGUAAUAUUAAUAUUAAAUAAUAUUAAUUGGUAGCACAGUUGUCAAUUGUUAGCCUACAAUUGUUAGACACUUUUAUUUUAAUUUGUAAACUUUCUGCUAAAAUUGUAGGCCUAUCCCUCCUAUACAAGUAUUUGAUUUGUAUUCUGUAAACUCUCCUAUUAAAUGUCAGAAUGGU
Messenger RNA from Osmerus eperlanus (European smelt), 2405 nucleotides. It is a transcript of the gene hdac10, whose product is annotated as histone deacetylase 10. The transcript has 21 exons. Bases 119 to 2140 code for a protein of 673 amino acids. Gene Ontology annotation, biological process: negative regulation of transcription by RNA polymerase II. Gene Ontology annotation, molecular function: deacetylase activity. Lineage: Eukaryota; Metazoa; Chordata; Actinopteri; Osmeriformes; Osmeridae. The record is from RefSeq and is a predicted model, not a curated record.